Nycticebus coucang (slow loris) is the source of this 5523-nucleotide messenger RNA. It is a transcript of the gene MUC20, whose product is annotated as mucin 20, cell surface associated. The record is from RefSeq and is a predicted model, not a curated record. Gene Ontology annotation, biological process: hepatocyte growth factor receptor signaling pathway. The coding region runs from base 121 to 1659 and encodes 512 amino acids. The transcript is spliced from 4 exons. Lineage: Eukaryota; Metazoa; Chordata; Mammalia; Primates; Lorisidae.
CCUAAGCAGGAGGCCUGCCCCUCCUCCCUGGCUCAAGGAAACAGGAAAAGGUGGCCCUGAGAGGCAGCAGUGAGCAGGUCUGAAGUGCAGCGGUGGCUUGGUAGCCUGCACCCCACUAGGAUGGGCUCUCUCUGGGGUCUGGCUCUGCCCCUUCUCUUCUGCUGGGACACUGGCCUGUCUGGGAGCUCUGCAGGCCCACACACUGGCAGACCAGAUACCUGGGUGACAGCAGAUGACAUAGAAGUGCCUACAGUGACUGCAGGGCCCAGGGUAAGCUCAGAGGAACCCUUUCAGACCCCUGACCUCACUAAGACCCCCUUUUCUUUGGAAACUCAAACUCUGAACACCAAGACUUUUUCUAGGUUCUUAAUCCCAGACAGCAUCAUUCCAGAAGCAGGGACCAGGGAAAGCAAGACUGUGUCCCCUGCAACAGAGACCACGACCAUCACAAAAAUAACUCCUCCCAAGUUCAUGGUUGUGAUCACUGCUCCUAUGGAGAUGUCAGCCACAAGUGGCAGCUCUGAGGGAACUGGGAUGACCACAGUUCAGAGUGUCACAGGCAGUGACCCUGUGGAAGCCAUCUUUGAUACCCUUUGUACCAACGACAGCUCUGAAGAGGCAAAGAGGGUCACAGUUAACAUCUUGACAUUGGCUCACACCUCCAGAGAAGCUGAGGGCUUAUCCUCAGAGAGCAGCUCCUCCUCCGACAGCUCAGGUCCAGUGCUCUCCACCUCACAAGCCCUGGCACCAGCUAAAGGCUUGGUUACCUACACCAUCACCCACAUUGAGGUUACCAACUGCACUGUUACAGAAAUAGAAACAAUAGCCACCAUCUCUGGGAUCUCAGACAUAGGUCAUAGCCCCCCAGAAGGGGCUAAGGCCUUGUCCACCUCUGAUAUAUCAGCUUUGCUAGACUCCACCGAGGUAAAAUCAUACAUCACCAAGUCUACAACCUCUGCUGAGACCUUGUCAACAGUCAGUGCCACUGAGUCAGCCGCACCUGAUGCCACUAUUGGGACCCCACCUCUUACCAGUGGCACCACAGAAAGAGAAACAACAGCAGACAAGGCCACUUCCCUCACUGGAACUUUGGUGACAGUUAGCAUGGACCCCUUGGGAGAAACCUCAGCCCUCUCUUUAGAGACACCAAGCCACAUCGAAGUCUCAGAAGCAGUCACAGUCCCCACAGAGGCUUGGUCAACAGUGGGCAAAGUGACUUCCUCUUCUGGGUCCUCAGCUUCAGUCUACAGCCCAUCAGAAAUAGCCACCAUCAAGAGUUCCACUCCUGCAGAGAUGCCUGUCACAGACAGUACAACCAAUGGGCUCCUUCCCACCAGUAGGAGCCCUCUUCCUUCUAUAUGUCUGGCCACAGGUAGCAGCAGCCAAAGAACAAACAUUGCCUCAGCCAAGGUCACAACCUCAGCAAAGACCACGGAAAAGCCCCCAACAGCCACAGCCACCAGUGCUCAGGUACAGCGUAACACAACAGUCCUAGCAAAUGGAGAUGGAGGCUUCCUCCUCCUGCAGCUGAGUGUGGCCUCCCCCGAAGACCUCACUGACCCCAGAGUGGCAGAGAGGUUCAUGUGGCAGCUUCGACGUAACCUGCACGCCCACCUGCCUCCCAUCCGAGUCUCCUUACUGCGCGUCAGGAGGGUCUAAAGGAAUAUCAGCUGCUUCCAGGCAGGUCUCAUCUGCUGAAAGAGCGACAGUGCUGCCUGGGCCCGACCAACAGGCGGGAGCCACAUUACCAUGCUGAGAGGUACCUGGCAGAGUCCCAGGAAGGGCAGCUGGCUCAAGCUCCCUACCCCAGAUGUGGCAAUAGGACCCUGUCUCACGUAUGCCUGAGUGAGUGUGUGUGAGGAGGGGGUCUUCCCCUGUUCCCAAAAGUGUCCGUGGACUUCCUUGGACUUCCUUGGCACACGGGCUGUCUUCCAGUAAAGGCAGCCCUAGCCAGCCAUCUGUGUGCUCCCAACCUUGUGUCCUCAGUGUGGCCCACAGGGUGUCUUUUGACCUGUAUGCUUUCAACAUUUCUAUAGGGAUUUUGUGUAUCCAUAAGGCUACCACCCUCCGUCCCACUCCCCCGUUCUUGGUUUGGAUGUUGGUGAUGGCACCCACUGAGGCCAGCCUCAGAGCAUGUUGAACACUGAGCUCCUUCAGUACAGGACCGUGUUCGUCUUCUCAGUAUCCUCAGAGCCUGGCGAGCACCUGGCUGAGGUAGGAUCACAGAGAAUAUUUGCUGAGUUGACUUGAAUUUCAAGCUCUGGAUGUAAACAGAUUUCAAAGGAAGUCUGCCAUUGUCAAUGAUUCCUUCCAUAACUCUUAACUCACAUGUUAUUGUUUUAAUUAAACAAGCUUUGUUGGUUUUUUUCUAUUGUAAAACUUGCUUAUGAUUUUAAAAUUUUGAAAAAUUCAAAAAGACCAAGCGAAAAAAGAAGUGGGAAGAAGAAGGAAACAGAAAGAAAGACAUCUUAAAAAUUCUCUAGUGCUGAGAAUAGUGCCUAGCACAUAAAGGGUGCUCAGUGAAUAUUUUAAAUGAAUGAAGAAAAUAAUGAAACAAUGUUGAUGUUUCUCUGAAUAAGGGAGGUAAGAAUAUUCAACUGACUCCCUUCUAUUUCCAGAGAGGGGAAGAAUGAGUUUCAUAAAGUAGUUUGGAUAAAAACAACUCAAACAUUCCUCCUGACACGCCCACUGCAGACAGAGACUAUGCCUUGUGGGGUGGGGACUCAAAGAUGUCUCUUCCUACAACGUUAGAGUUAGUAGGGAAAGUCAAACAUCUACAAAACUAACAAACUGAAAGAGCUUAUUUACACUACAUACAGCAAAAACAGAAUCCCCUUAACACACAAAGAACUCUUACCAGGCAAUAAAAAGACAAACACACCAGCAGAAAAAUGGAUAGACGUUAACAGGCAAUUCACAAAAGGAAGCAUACAAUUGUCCUCCCCCACCACAAUGAAAAAGAAAGCUCAACUUCACUAGCAAAAAAACAUAAUUCAGUAUAGCAAGAGAAUACUUAUUGUGUGUCAAAUAGGUAAAGAUUCAUAAAAAUUAUAAUAUCUGUACUGAUCUGUGCAGGGUGCUGGGGAAAAGGGCAUUCUUAAAUACUACCAGUGUGAAUGAAGUUGGUUCAGUCUUCCUGGAGGACAAUUUGACUAUGUCUCUAAAGCCUUAAAAAUGUGCUCGGGAGGCUGAGGCAAGAGAAUCGCGUAAGCCCAAGAGUUAGAGGUUGCUGUGAGCCAUGUGACGCCACGGCACUCUACCCGAGGGCGGUACAGUGAGACUCUGUCUCUACAAAAAAAAAAAAGUGCCUAACGUUAAGCCAGCAAUUUUGUUCCUGGUUUAUUUAAAGAAAUAGUCAAGACUCUGCAGAAUUGUUUAUAACACUCAAUAAAAGAAAAAGACAAAUAACCUAAGAUAUCCCAAUGUAACAGUUUGAUUAAUAUAGUGUUAUUUUAUACAAACCAUAGAAGUGUUAUUAAGAUGGAAAGAAGUUUGUAAAAUAUUGUUUUGUCUUCUCAUUUUUUAAAAAAUCGUUUCCAUCCUUUUUUUUUAAUUUUUUUGAUACAGAGUCUCACUCUGGUGUCCAGGCUGGAGUAUAGCAGCAUUAGCCUCCCUCACACAACCUCAAAUUCCUGGGUUCAAUUCCUGCUCCAGCUUCCCACGUAGGUGGGACUACCAAGUGAUCCACCUGCUUCAGCUUCCCACGUAGGUGGGACUACAUGUGCCUGCCACAAUGCCUGGCUAAUUUUUUCUAUUUCUAGUAGAGACUGGGUCUUGCUCUUGCUCCAGGUGGCCUUUAGCUCCUGAGCUCAAGGGAUCCUCCUGCCUUGGCGUCCCAGAGUACUAGGAUUACAGCCACCAUGCCUAGGCACCCCCCCUUUUUUUUUGUUUUAUUUCAGACUGCCUUUCACACUAUCUCCAGAGCUUUCUUCUCUAAAAUCAAAGCGAUUCCUGUUCCUACCUACAGGAUAAAACCUCAGCAUGUAUACAAGGCCUCUGCCAACAUCCUCGAUCCCAGGUCCUUUGCUCCCAUCUCUGGCUUCCUAUGCCUCUUCCAUAGAGAGCUUCUUACUAACCCCGCUCACUCCAGCUUUGCCCCAGGGUGUCUGCACACCAUGAUUCUUCCCUUGUUGAUUCUUAGAAGCCCAGUUUAGAUGGCACCUCUUCAUGACUUUGUCAGAUCCCCUACAAAGGGACUAAUUUCUUAAUCUCUUUAUGUGCUAUAUUAUAAUUUAUUUACACAUCUUUUAAACUGUAUGUGCUUUAGGACAGGAACCAGUGUUCAUCUCUGUAGUCACAGAACCCGGCAGGGAGCCCUACACAUGAGAGUACCCACUUGUUUGCUGAACAACUGAGGUACGUGAUGGGCCGUGUGAACAGAGAGCCCUGAGAGAGGGACGCUGAACUCUGAGAGUUUAAAAAAUGGCAUUCAGUGUUGAAGUCAAACAGAAUGGAAAUCUGCUGAUAUAAAUGUUAUGAAGCUGCACUACAGUUAGACAUGAAUGGAGAACAGCUUGCAUAAACGUUAAUAACACCACAUAAUAUAAACCCAGUUCUUAGUUUUUCUUUUCUUGCUUUGUACUUCUUCAGAUUGGUGAUAUCUACACAUCUUAAUUUCUAUGUAUAAGGACAUACGUGUACAUACAAUGCUGAUUGCUGUUUUGAUCAGAAGUAAAAAGAAACUUGUGAAAUUUGACUGUUCAAAACAAAAUUGUAAAAUAUGAGAUAAACCAAUGAUAAGCAUUUGGGAAUUAAAGUGUGUAAUUAUGAUUGCAUGAGAGAGGAGAGAAGAAAGAAAAAGAGAGAGAAUGGGGUAUGUGUGUGUGAGAGAGAGUUCUACCAGAGAUCAUCAAUGUUAGCAGAAUUAGGCAGGCACGGUGGCUCAGACCUGUAAUCCUGCACUCUGGGAGGCCAAGGCAGGAUUGCUUAGCUCAGGAGUUUGAAACCAGCCUGAGCAAGAGCGAGACCCUGUCCCUAUUAAAAAAUAGCCCGGCAUUGUGGUAGGUGCUUAUAGUCUCAGCUACUCAGGAGGCUGGGGCAGGAAGAUUGGUUGAACCCAGAGUUUGAGGUUGGCUGUGAGCUAAGCUGAUGCCAUGACACUCUAGCCUGGGGCAACAGAGUGAGAUACUGCAUCGAAAGAAAAAAAAAUUUUAGCAGUUACCAAACCAGCAAGAACCAGAAGUACCUGGAGAAAAUUCUCCAGUUAUGUAAGAUUCUAAAGCUGUGUAUAUAGGAAGUGACGUGCCUCAUACUUCAUAAGAGCCAAUGCAAGUGUGCACCUAAACAAGAUGCCUAUCUAAAGUCACCUGUGACCCAGCGUGAACUCUGAGAAGGCAAAAACCCAGAGCCACGAUGAGGACAACAGGAGUGGAACUAUUCUAACCAGACUCUUCAUCCGAAGCUUCAGCCACAGCCAGUCCUUCCCUCCUCCUGGGUAAACAGGAAUGGCCUGUUUUGUUUUCACCAGUUCGUGAAAAGCAGUGAAUGGUAACAAAUUCUGUGGGUGUGCUGCACAUUUAAAUG